AUGUCACAAGAAGGCGAACCCCAGAACUACAUGUUCAAGACCAUGCGUGAAGCGUGCUCCAUCCCAAAGGAAGAAGAUAUCCUAGACUACAUUCACUCCCUCUCGGACGCCGAGCAAAAAGUUGCCUUUGGAAAGAUCCAGGCGAUUGAGACGGAAGCGAUGGCGAAGCAGAUUCCGCAGCCAGGUCUGGUGGCGUUGAUGGAGUUUCUGGAUCAAUUUGACAUUAAAAAGGGAAUAUGUACGAGGAACUUCGACGCGCCAGUCGACCACCUCCUCAAAACCCACAUACCACACCACAUCAACCCCUUCCACCCGAUCAUAACCCGGGACUUCCGGCCGCCAAAACCCUCACCAGCCGGGAUCUUACAAAUCGCCCACUCCUGGGGCGUCACAACCUCGUCUUCCGUGCCCUCAACGCCAUCAGAUGAGAGACUAUUGCCACUCAUCAUGAUAGGCGAUAGUAUAGACGACAUGACCGCGGGCUACGAUGCCGGUGCUUUGACUGUUUUGUUACGGAGUGAGGGAAAGGAGGGGUUGGAGACGCAUGAGAAGACGGAUGUAGUGGUUGAUAGGCUGGAUGAUCUGGUGGAGAUGCUUGAGAAGGGCUUGAAUUGA
Molecule: messenger RNA, 615 nt
Organism: Recurvomyces mirabilis
Lineage: Eukaryota; Fungi; Ascomycota; Dothideomycetes; Mycosphaerellales; Teratosphaeriaceae
Exons: 2
Coding region: 1-615 (204 amino acids)
Source: RefSeq, a predicted model, not a curated record